GGCCUCGCCUUCCUCGAGGCGAACGCAGAGGCAGAGGGCGUGGUAGUCCUGCCCUCGGGGCUGCAGUAUCGUGCUCUGGCUCACGGCGGUGGGGAAACGUCACCUGCCGUCGACUCGCCCAUCGAAGUUAGCUGGGAGGGCUUCACCGCGGCCGCCUUCAAUGCGACACCUCGUGGCGCACCCUUCUACUCGACAUACGCGGGUGAUGGGCCAAUGCCACUCACGCCGCAGGAGGGGGUGAGCGCGUGGGAGGAGGCGCUCACACUCAUGGGCGAGGGCGACAGGUGGGAGCUGUUCGUGCCGGCCCAACUCGGCUACGGCGAGGACGGCAUGGAGGGCGUCGUCGAGAAAGGAGAGGCGCUCGUGUAUGUCCUCGAGCUCGCCGUCAUUGAG
Molecule: messenger RNA, 393 nt
Organism: Emiliania huxleyi CCMP1516
Lineage: Eukaryota; Haptophyta; Isochrysidales; Noelaerhabdaceae
Exons: 1
Biological process (GO): protein folding
Molecular function (GO): peptidyl-prolyl cis-trans isomerase activity
Source: RefSeq, a predicted model, not a curated record